AUGAUCUCUGGGCUCCGUCCCGUACCGGGACGCCUUUCUGGGAGACGCCUUGUUUUCGGUCUGCGUGUCCAGCGCUGCGAGCUUCAUUAUGAUGGGCGAACUCGUGUGUCCAACUUCUGGAUCCCCACUGGCGGCAUUUCUAAAAAGCCCGUCGAUGGAGAGAAGGAGGAUGCCAAUGAUCUUUUGAUCAGAGGAGGAUUUCUCCGUCAGGCAUAUUCUGGGAUUUUUCAUCUACUGCCACUGGGUCUGAGGGUCCAGGACAAACUAGAGAGUCUCAUCGACAAACACAUGCGUUCCUUGGGCGCCUCGAAAGUUUCUCUAUCAUCAAUAUCUUCCCAGGAGCUUUGGGAACAAUCCGGUCGAUUGACAGAAGGCUCCGAAGUAUUUCGAUUCCAUGAUCGGAAAGACACUCGAUUUCUUCUUGCUCCGACGCAUGAGGAAGAAAUCACUACGCUAGUAGGCAACCUGACGACAUCGUACAAGAGUCUUCCUUUACGAGUGUACCAAAUAUGUCAGAAAAACAUCCACUCCCACCCUCUAAUGCCGCCUACUGACUUUAUCAAAGCAAGAAAGUACCGUGACGAGGCCCGGCCGAGACAAGGUCUUCUCCGUGGACGAGAAUUUGUCAUGAAGGACCUGUACACAUUCGACUACAGCGUGGAUGAGGCCCUCAAAACGUACCGGGCUGUGAAACAUGCCUACACCCAAUUGUUUGACGAAUUAAAGAUCCCUUAUCUCGUGGCAGCCGCGGACUCUGGAAAUAUGGGAGGGAGCCUUAGCCACGAAUUCCACUUCAUCAGCACCAAGGGCGAAGACCACGUCGUCAGCUGCUCAAACUGUGACCAUGUAUACAACGAGGAGCUCGCAGACGGGAAGGCUCACAGCUUCCAUGAAGAACCAGGCCAGGGCGCUAUUCCUGGCUUUCAGACCGGAGAUGCGCCUGUUGAAGGGGGUUCAACAGUCUCCACGGGUAUGUGGAUGGCCAUUUCACAUGACGGAAGCACUCUUCUCCGGGGCUGGUUCCCCAAGUUCGCGAUGCAGGACGGCUCCGCGGAGCCGGAGGAACGUCACGUUAAUUCUCAUGCUGUCAAGGCUAUUGCCACCGCAGCUGGUGUUGACAUCGACCUCAGUGUGGAGAAACCGCUCGAGAAAUGGAUUUCACAUGUCCAAUCUUGCACAUCGUCUGAGAAGCCGCGUGUUCUGGACCUUUAUGAUGCGCAAGUGCGGGUUUACCAGCGCCCACCGCUUAGUGACCUCCUCCAGGAAGCUGGCUGUACCGCUGCGGACAUUGAGUACACUAUGCUGGACCGUUUCCCGGGUACUUCGAACAAGCUCAACCUCGUUCGGGUCCAUGACGGAGAUCGAUGCUCGAAGUGUUCAGAGGGCCUCUUGACAAGCAAUCCUGCGGUCGAGCUCGGCCACACUUUCCACUUGGGCACGCGUUACAGUGAAGUGCUCAAUGCCUCUGUGUCUGUUAACUCAGCAGUCCUCGACGGAUCCGCCGAAUCGGGUGGCAAGUCUACCAAGGAGCAGAUUGUCCCAAUGCAGAUGGGCUGCCACGGUAUCGGCGUCUCCCGCAUGAUCUCAGCUGUUGUUAGCCGACUGGCAGAUAGCAAAGGGCUGAACUGGCCUCGUGCUAUUGCUCCCUUUGAGGCUGUCGUGGUCUCGGGCAAGGGACUGGACUCGGUGGCCGAGCAAGUCUAUGACAGACUCACUUUGACCGCGUCCGCCCCCGUGGACACCCUACUUGAUGACCGCGAUAAGGGCAUGGGCUGGAAGCUGGGCGAUGCCGACCUAAUCGGCUACCCAGUGAUUGUGGUCGUUGGUAAUGGCUGGAAGAAGAACCAAACCCUGGAAGUGCAGUGCCACCGCCUGGGUGUCAAAGAGGCAGUCUCUCUCGAUGAACUUCCUACCUUUGUUAAGAAGCUGCUCUCACAGCUGUAA
Messenger RNA from Penicillium canariense, 1944 nucleotides. Its product is annotated as putative proline--tRNA ligase AIM10. Lineage: Eukaryota; Fungi; Ascomycota; Eurotiomycetes; Eurotiales; Aspergillaceae. Gene Ontology annotation, molecular function: proline-tRNA ligase activity; ATP binding. Gene Ontology annotation, cellular component: mitochondrion. The transcript is spliced from 6 exons. The record is from RefSeq and is a predicted model, not a curated record. Gene Ontology annotation, biological process: prolyl-tRNA aminoacylation. Bases 1 to 1944 code for a protein of 647 amino acids.